AUGGCGAAAGACCCGCUCGAGUCGUCGACGAAGCCGCAGGCGGUCCCCUCCUCGAGGGACUCUGGCCGCAGCUCGCCCUCGCAGUCGAUUGCGCAGUCGAUUCCCCGCGCCGAAUCGACGGCAAGACUGGCGAGCUCGCCAGUGCCGUCCUCUAUCCAGUCUCGCACGCCUGCGGUUGGUCAGGUCCCGACGCCUGCGCAGCUCGAAGACGUCUCUCCUGUGCCCAUACAGACUCCGCUGCCUGGCCGCGCCGAGCAAAAGGCGUCGCUCCCAGGGCCGGGCACCUCAGCCCUGUCCUCGGCCCUCAAGGAGUCGCUCGGCAAAAGCCCGCCCAAGUUCGCUGCUACGUCGUCGGCCACGCCGCAGUCGCCGGCCAUCAGCGCCGCUGCGCCUGACCGCAAACCCCCCAGCAACUUCGGCUCCUACGACGGCCGCGGUCGCUCGCCCGUGCCCUACGAAGACCCUGAGAUUGUGCGCCGGCACUUGGUGGGACAGUAUGGGUCGCCCAGCAGAUCGGCCCGGGGCGGUAUCGACGACGAGUCUCAGAGCAGGAGAGGAGACGAGGACGAGGACGAGGAGUUCAACAGCCUGCAGCUGCAGGGCGGCGACAUCACGAGGCAGAUCUACAGGUGGAGCGAACAGCAGGCUGCCGAGGAGCGCGGCAAGAUGGCCCGCAGUAAGAGCUUCCACGCCUCCCGCACAAACGACGACAACGACAUCAGCGCUUCGUCCAUUCGACAGCCCGGAGGCUUCCGUCGCCAGUAUCUGCGCAAGAACGCACCCAGCCCGUCGCCUGCACCUGGCCCCUCUGGCUACGGUACCAUUGGCGAACCCGCCCAACAACGGCCCCAGCCCUUCACUAGCAACUUCCUUGAGUUCUUGACCCUCUACGGCCACUUUGCCGGCGAGUCGCUCGAAGACGACGACGAGGUUCUUGGCCCAGACGAGUACUUCUCUUCCGACGCCUUCGACUCUGGCGAGCACUCUGAAGACGACCGCGAGUACGGCGAAUCGAGUGGCCUUCUACCUGCCACGCCUGGAAAGCGGAGGAAGAGAAAGCCAAAGCCAGAGGGCAAAGGCACGCCAACGGGUGCCGCCCUGCUCUUGCUCAAGUCGUUUGUCGGUACUGGUGUUCUCUUCCUUCCCAGAGCGUUUCUCAACGGAGGUAUGGCUUUUUCCAACGUGGUUCUGCUGGCUGUGGCAGGUCUGUCAUACUUCUGCUUCGUUCUUCUUGUCGACACCCGUCUGGCUGUCGAAGCUUCGUUUGGUGACAUGGGCCUCCAUCUGUACGGAAAGUGGAUGCGCAAUCUGGUCAAUUUCUCCCUCGUCAUUUCGCAGAUAGGCUUCUCCUCCGCCUACAUCGUCUUUGUCUCUGAGAACCUCCAAGCAUUUGUCUUGGCCGUCACAAAUUGCGCUACAUUCAUCGACAUCAAGUACAUGAUCUUGAUGCAGAUGGUCGUCUUCCUGCCAUUAUCGCUCUACCGCAACAUCAACAACAUCCAAAAGCUCGCGCUUAUUGCUGAUGCUUUCAUCCUUUUGGGUCUUGGCUACCUGUAUUACUACGACUUGUUCACCAUCGUUCACCAAGGCGGCAUCUCCGACAUUGCGAACUUCAACCCCAACGACUGGACACUCUUCAUCGGCACCGCCAUCUUCACGUUCGAAGGUAUUGGCCUGAUCAUCCCCAUCCAAAGCGGCAUGAAGGAGCCCAAGAAAUUCCCCAAGGUUCUGGGAGGUGUCAUGAUUCUCAUCACUGUCGUCUUCGUCAGCGCCGGAGCCUUGUCCUACGCCGCGUUCGGUUCCAAGACCAAGACCGUCGUUCUGCUCAACAUGCCGCAGGACAACAAAUUUGUCAACGCUGUGCAGUUCAUCUACUCUCUCGCCAUCCUCUUCUCGACACCACUGCAGAUUUACCCAGCUAUCGAGAUCACCAGCCAGCAAUUGUUCAGUAGGACGGGCAAGUAUAACCCACUCAUCAAGUGGAAGAAGAACUUCUUCCGCUUCUUCAUGGUCGUGCUGUGCGCUUGUAUCGCGUGGGCGGGCGCUGGUGACCUUGACAAGUUUGUCAGUCUCGUGGGUAGCUUUGCUUGUAUCCCGCUGGUCUUCAUCUACCCCCCCAUGCUGCACUACAGGGCUGUUGCACGGACGAGAAUCGCACGCAUCUUGGAUGUCCUCAUGUGUAUCGUCGGAGCGGUCGCCAUGGUCUACACUACAUCUCUCACCAUCCAGAGCUGGGUUGCUGGAGGUAAACCCAAGGCCCCCGGGUAUUGUGACGGUCGAUGA
Messenger RNA from Didymella exigua CBS 183.55, 2283 nucleotides. RefSeq lists its product as uncharacterized. The coding region runs from base 1 to 2283 and encodes 760 amino acids. The transcript is spliced from 2 exons. Gene Ontology annotation, biological process: amino acid transmembrane transport. The record is from RefSeq and is a predicted model, not a curated record. Lineage: Eukaryota; Fungi; Ascomycota; Dothideomycetes; Pleosporales; Didymellaceae. Gene Ontology annotation, molecular function: amino acid transmembrane transporter activity.